This is a messenger RNA of Dioszegia hungarica, 381 nucleotides long. RefSeq lists its product as uncharacterized. The transcript has 4 exons. The record is from RefSeq and is a predicted model, not a curated record. Bases 1 to 381 code for a protein of 126 amino acids. Lineage: Eukaryota; Fungi; Basidiomycota; Tremellomycetes; Tremellales; Bulleribasidiaceae.
AUGAUCGACUGGGUGGUAAACAAAAAGCCGGUGAUUAGGCAGAAGCAGAUUGCGCUCCAGGCCGAGCAGGGCAAGAACCUCGUAUACCUCCGUGGUGCCCGCUCAAAGGUCUACUUUACUCUUCCCUCUCUUCUCGCCCCAUGUCUAUUGUUCACGCUAUCCCGCUUCUUUAUCGCGCCUUACCCCGAUGACUCCCUGCUAUACAUGCUUCCGGCCCACUCGCUCGCCCUCGCUCUUGCGAAUCGCUGCUAUUUCGCCUCCACCCAAACAGGCGCGUACAUGGUCCUCUGGUCAGCUGCGUUCCUCGGAUCAGGCUUCCAGCUCAUUCAAUACGCUCGGGUGAGUCUUGCGCCUGCAGCAACUUGUCUUUUUCUCGCAUAG